AUACCUCUUUACAUUAAUAUUCUGUACACUAUAUACGUCUUUUUAUACAUAUUUGGGUUUUUGUUUACACUGUAGCAUAGUAGUGUAGAUCUAUUUGAAGUUAUGUUUUCAUUAGAAAUUAUCGCAAAUUAGUGAUACUUCUACGUUCCUAACUAAACGGAUUUAAGAUUCUUAAGGCUAUGCUAUUGUUUGGAGACACUAACUGCAUGAUGUGAUAUGAAAUGAAUGAAAAAACAAAAUGACAUGUGAGUACAGAGGCCACAUACUCGCCCAGCAAUCAGAUCUCCCUGCAGUGUCAGUGAAAGACCAGCCCUCUCCUAGUCUUUCAAGGGCUCGAACUCUUUCCCCGAAGACAGUCUCGACUUCCUCAUCAGUCCACUGGUUUAGUGCGAGUUUACCCGACGAACAUCCAUGCCUGUUAACGGGAAUCACUUUCGUCUGCGGCGAUAUUGUCGUCUGCGACAACGAGAAUAAAACGUUAAAGAGAUUUGAUAUAAACGGAAAAUUCUUCGAGGAACUAUUUUUACACGACCCUUGUGGUAUUUGCGCGCUUCCCAAUUCUAAAGAUGUUGCUGUCACAGAACCAGAUAUUAAACAAAUUACAGUGUGUACGCUUGAUGUUGCCUUGGCGGUUUCGUUUGAAUUAAAAACGAAAAAGAAGUACGAAUGUAUUUCUUCUUUUCAUGAUAAAUAUGUAGUGGGAUGCUGUGAACUUGGUAGUUCAUGUGUAGACUUUAUUGAUUGCAAUGGUACAGUUUUACGUACAAUAGAAGGUAAUGUAGAUGGACAGUUGAUCUUCAGAAAUCCUUCCGCAAUAGCCUGUUUACUUUCCGGCGACUUACUCAUUUCGGAUCCCGGAAGCUGCGUAUUGGUUUGUGUUUCUCAGAACAACGAAAUGAAGUUCAGAAUUGAACCUGGAGGUCGCCCAAGCGGAGUUUGCUCUGAUUUACAUGGUGGAAUAUAUAUGGCACAAUACGAUUCGAACCUUGUGUUGCGUUUGUCGUUGGGAGGGGAAACGGAGGGUGUUGUUGUAGACGAAAAAUUCAAGUUGACGUCACCGCUUGCAAUGACAUUUGAUAAUAACCAUCUGGCAAUUACAGAAGAGACACCUAGCGACCGAAUACUUAUUCUCAAGUUAUCUUCCCCGCAUGACCAGGACAGUGAUCAAGGGGUGAGUCUGACAAAUUUACGUGUCGGUACAUGACGAUGGCAGCUUCUAUAGAUUUAUCAACAGCACAUCUUGAUCCGGUGAAGGGGUUUACUUCGGCUAAUUCUUGCCAGGAUUGCUCAGAUUUUCUGCUCCUAGAUUUGUACAGAAAAGAAACAAUUUACAUAUUGAUGUUUUUGUCCAUAAAUCAUAAACAUUGAAGAAUUUCAGACGUGUGAAAACCUUCUGAAGAAGAACGUUUUUGCAUUCUAUUUUCUGGUAGCAGAUCAUUUCUAAUUGGACAUACAUUCACACAUGACUAUUGUAAUUAGUUAAUGGGUUUAAUUGAAUGUUGUUUUUAAUACAAAAUAUUUCCAGAUUGCCAAAAUAAAAUUAUUUUUGCAAAUUGCUUGUAACUUUCUCUGAAAAAAUAUCACUGUAGGCUUCAGAUUUCAUUUUCAUUAUUUAGAAAUUUCAUGUUUAAAAGGUAUAAGAUUCAUGUCAUUAUUUCAUAAUUUCGCAAUGUUAAUAAAUGGCAAUUGAUUUUUUUAAAAUCUACCUUAAUAGAUCUAGUUGUUUUGUUUUAUGCUAUGUACAUUGUAGUUGAUUUUCAAAGAGAUUAAAUGUUACUUUUU
Messenger RNA from Mercenaria mercenaria, 1782 nucleotides. RefSeq lists its product as uncharacterized. The coding region runs from base 239 to 1204 and encodes 321 amino acids. The transcript has 3 exons. Lineage: Eukaryota; Metazoa; Mollusca; Bivalvia; Venerida; Veneridae. The record is from RefSeq and is a predicted model, not a curated record.